Messenger RNA from Penicillium chermesinum, 1743 nucleotides. RefSeq lists its product as uncharacterized. Bases 1 to 1743 code for a protein of 580 amino acids. Gene Ontology annotation, molecular function: phosphatase activity. The transcript has a single exon. NCBI's taxonomy places the organism in Eukaryota, Fungi, Ascomycota, Eurotiomycetes, Eurotiales, Aspergillaceae. The record is from RefSeq and is a predicted model, not a curated record. Gene Ontology annotation, biological process: dephosphorylation.
AUGGUUUCCAUCAAUGGUCAGUUUGUUAUAACCGCCCUACUAGUAUCUGUGCAGUUUCCUGGCAGCGUCAUCGCCCAGGAGGCUUUGGAUACGGUGUGGGGUAUAUUUGCAUACACGAUAUCUGGAGAGAGCACUCCGAACGUUCUUGCUGGGAAUCGACCCAAGCAGCUAACCGACUACGGAGCGAAUCAGCUGGAGGCAGUUGGGACAGCCUUUCACUAUCACUAUGUAUGGUCAUCUUCGACCAGUGCGAUCCAAGAUAUCUCGCCGACCAUUCUAUACUCCAACGAGGUGAAUGUGUAUUCGACGGCUGAGCAGCACACCAUUGCUUCUGCCCAGGCAUUUAUGAUGGGCCUCUACCCGCCUCUUGAUAAGAUUGGCAUGAAUGGAACCGACGAGACAGCGAACGGAACGACGUAUUCGUCGCCUCUUGGCGGCUAUCAGUUCCCUAAAAUUGUUUCACUUGCGACAUCGGAUCCCGACUCUCUUGCCGUCUCUGGCCAGGCAGACUGCAAUAUGUAUCACGCAGCCCAAUCCGAGUACAAGAACAGCAAAGAGGCCCAGGAAAUAACCGAUGUCAGCCGAAACUUUUAUCUUGGACUUUGGGACAAGGUGCUCUCCGCAGCCUUCGACCAGCCAUCCGCGACGUAUGUAAACGCCAUUGAGAUUGCGGACUAUUUGGAUUAUGAAUACAUCCACAAUAGCACAGCUUCAAAGCAUAUCACCGAGGACGAUCUGCGGCAAGCCCACUAUCUUGCCGGCCGGUAUUCCUAUGCCACUAAUGGGCAAGGCGCCUCCCCCUUAAAUCAGUCGCAGGUUGGGGCUGCAGCUCCUAUUGCGGGCCAAACGUUGGCCUCAGCCAUUCUGAAUACAUUCAAUGCGAACAUCGAAGAAAGUGGGACGCAAGGUAAAAUGACAUUGUUGUUUGGCAAUGACGAGCCUGCGGUCGCGUUGGCUUUCCUGGUCGGCCUGGCUAACUCCCAUCAACCUGGUUUCUUCUCUCGUCCGCUGGCGGGUGCAUCCUUGAUAUUCGAACUAUACAGCAUCGAGUCGAAUAGUUCGUAUCCGUCUUAUCCGAGCAGUGAUGAGUUGUUCGUGCGAUUCCUCUUGCACAAUGGCACUGAUAACUCCACGGAAUUCAUUUCAUAUCCGCUUUUCGGGUACGGGCCCAGUCGAACCUAUAUAUCCUGGAGUGAAUUCCAAGACGAAUUAGAGACAUUUGCGGUACCUUCCACGAGCGAUUGGUGUCUCCGAUGCAAUGCGGACUCUGCUUUUUGCAACGGGGUGUUGUCAGAUGAUAAUUCUCCAAAGAAGCAGAAGAAAGGGGUCUCGCCGGCUGUUGCAGGAGUAAUCGGUGCAGCAGUCACGCUAGCUGUAGUUGGGAUUUUGGGAGCGCUCGGGUUCUUUCUCUGCAUAUCUCCUAGGCGCAAAGACCGGAAGCCCAGCGCAGGAGGAUUCAAGGGAACCACAAAGCUUGCCAGUGAUACGGACGUGUCGUUUCAUAAUCCGAUCUGGAGGGCUUCAAAAACUGCUGGUACUGAACAGCAACAAAGGCCCCUGGAAGUUCAUUCGAGAGAGCAUGGGCAUGAGCGUUUGGGAAGCUGGGAGAUGAAUGAGCAAAAGAUAGGCCUCCAUGGAAGUCCUCCUAGGACUGACCAAGCACCCACUCCGCUAGAGGAUGAUCACGAGGACAUGGAGAUUCAUUCAGACUUGCAGCCAGUAAGGGAACGUGAGAGUGUCUAG